This is a messenger RNA of Heterostelium album PN500, 996 nucleotides long. RefSeq lists its product as uncharacterized. Gene Ontology annotation, molecular function: lipid binding. The transcript has 4 exons. The record is from RefSeq and is a predicted model, not a curated record. Bases 1 to 996 code for a protein of 331 amino acids. Lineage: Eukaryota; Evosea; Eumycetozoa; Acytosteliales; Acytosteliaceae.
AUGGACAAUAGUUUCAAUGAUACUAUCAUUGAAUUAAUUGAUUGUAUAUUAGAUUUAUGUGAAAAAGAGAGAAUACCUCAAGCAACAAAGAAACUUAGAGAGUUGGAUCAACUUAUUCACAAUACAUUGGAAUCGUAUAGAGCCAACAAUCAACAAAAUCUUUUGGAAUCAUUAGAAUCGUUUUUAAAAGAGAAAUAUCAUUGCUAUUCUAGAAUUAAGCGAUUAAGAUCGGAAUCAAAAGAAAUAGAUGAUCUAUUAGAUAUUUUAUCACCUGAUUAUAAAAAUGCUGGAUGGAAUGAAAUAAGUAAUAAAGAUGGAAUAUUUACAUUGUAUAAAGAUAAUGGUGGUGGAAUGCAUAGCAUUAGAAUGGAAGGAAUAGUAGAAUCACCGAUAUUCGAUCUAUGCAGUGUAAUAUUAGAGAUUGAUCUAUAUCCAACUUGGAUACCAAGACUAUUGGAAUCCACACAACUAGCAGAAGACAAACGCUAUCGGAAAGCAAUCUAUUGCAAAGUGAGUUGUCCAUGGCCUGUUGAGAAUCGUGAUGUUUGUUUAUAUGGAUAUGGUGUAGAUAUGUUGGAUGAAUGCGAUAAGGUUGUAGUUGUUUCACGAUCGUUUAGAGACGAGGAUUUCGAAGGUGUAGCACUACCGGAUGUACCAAAGAAGGUGAUUCGUGUCGAUACGAGAAUAAGUGGAUUCGUUCUCAAACCGAUAUCACCGACACAGACAUUCGUACAGGUGAUCUCACUCACCGAUCCAAAGAUGAGUUACAUACCCUAUUGGCUAUUGAAUUUCGUCACCACUCAAUUCGCACACUAUCUCUUUGUAAUGCUAAGAAAACAAGCCAACACUGUAUUGUCAUCAGAAGAAUAUCAACGUAGAAUCAACAAAAACCCGCUAUAUCUUGAAUUAAAAGAGAAAUCUGAUAAAUAUUUUAAUAGAAUCAACAAUAAUAAUAAUAAUAAUAGCAAUACAGAUAAACAACAACAACAACAAUAA